GAAUGUCAUCGUCGUCGCAUCAUGGCUCGCAAGGUCCCCUGGUCAAUUACACUCUAGGCGACUGUCUGGGAAAGGGGGCUUUCGGCGCGGUGUACAGAGCAUUGAAUUGGCAGAAUGGCCAGACUGUCGCCGUCAAGCAAGUCAAACUGGGAGAUAUACCGAAGAGUGAGGUAAAUAGCCUCAUGGUGGAGAUUGACUUACUGAAGAAUCUGGAUCAUCCGAAUAUCGUACAGUAUCACGGCUUUGUUAAGACACCCGACUAUCUGUACAUCAUAUUAGAAUACUGCGAGAACGGCUCAUUGCAUAGCAUCUGCAAGAACUUUGGCAAGUUCCCCGAAAACCUCGUUGCAUUGUACAUUGCCCAAGUGCUUGCUGGUUUACAAUAUCUUCACGAUCAGGGUGUCAUUCACCGAGACAUCAAAGGCGCCAACAUUCUCACAACAAAAGAUGGGUUGGUCAAGCUAGCAGAUUUUGGUGUUGCUACAAGGAGCUCUGCGAUCAGCGACGCAACCGUGGUAGGAAGUCCCUACUGGAUGGCACCGGAGGUGAUCGAGCUGAAUGGUGCAACCACCGCAAGUGAUAUCUGGAGCGUUGGAUGCACUGUGAUUGAGUUGCUGGACGGCCGUCCACCAUACUACAACCUCGAUCCCAUGCCGGCCCUGUUCCGCAUCGUCAACGAUGAUCACCCUCCAAUACCUGAAGGCGCAUCACCCGCUGUUCGAGAUUUUUUGAUGCAGUGCUUCCAGAAAGACCCGAACUUGAGAGUGUCCGCAAAGAAAUUGUUGAAACAUCCACUUAUCAUGGCGGCAAAGAAAGGAGAGGCCUUUAACUCCGUAAUGGAUCAGCCAACCACCAAGUACGAUGAUGCGGUCAAGAGUGUUCAACAAUGGAAUGAAGCUUUGAGGACGCCACAACUAUCCGCAAACGGCGGAGCGAUCCUACGUCGGAUGCCCAGAUCGAACAACCUACAAGUACCAAGCCCCAACGGAAAUCGGCGUAGCGGUAUCGACUUUGCGACGGUUGUGAGACCACCGCCAGUCAUGCAUGUCACCGCUGCACCGAAGAACGCAGCGAAGACCUUUCAGUCACCAGAACACACCUUUGCGGAUAACUGGGACGAUGAUUUUGACUCUGAUGCUUCUAUAAAGCUAAGGAGACCGUUUCAUCGGUCCGAAGGCAAGGCGGUUGGUUUAGGUAUACAAAGAAGCCUAACCCCGAUUCCAUCGCUAGGCGGAACAAAAAUUAGAAGUCCCGAGCCGAGUGCGGAUGACUGGAGCGACGAUUUUGAGGGAGGGCUAUCCCUAAGCAAAUUCAAGGGCCUGGGCAUUUCUGGAGCCACGUUUGAUGACGACCAGAUGAAGACAAUUCGUCCUUCUUCGGCCAAUAGGAAAGCGUUACCGCCGCUGCCGCAUGCAAAGUCCUAUCCUCAGCCGCAGCUAAAGAAUGAUUCAAACACCAUUCAUCCAUUCACGGGGAACGGCGAUGAGACGAUCCGGUUUUCUCCAAAAGCACGAUCUUCCACCAUUCAUUCUCCGAAUCAAAAGAAACGGGCUACAUCGCCGUGGAUGAACUUGGGUUCGCCUCGAGGCAUUGCUUCGGGAAGCAGUAUGGAGGACUACUCCCAUUGGUUUGCUUCAGAGACAGAUGAUUCUUUUGCCCAGAAGGUGGAUAACAUGAACAAGGACAAUUCGAUGUCGCCGCGGCUGUUUCAUCCUUCAGACUUGCAAGGAGUCGAACGGCCUGUUCCAAGCCCAAGUAUGCACCGCCGAGGGUCAAGCCAGGCUGAUCCCGAUUUUAUCCCACUAAGGCAUUCGCAGUCUUUAGCUGAAAUUGCACGUUUCGCUGAAAACGAAGAAGAGGAGAAUGACUAUUCCGAGGUAUUUGGAAGAGACAGCUUCAGAAAGGUCAUUAGGUCUGACAACGAAGACCCGAAGCUGAACACGAAGCUCUCGGACAAAUCAUGGCUAGGCGAUAAUACCGAUGAGGAUGAUCCUUUUGCUGAAAUUGACGAAGAGUUCGACGAGAUGAGCCUCGACGCCAAUAUCGCAAGGGACAAGUAUGCCAAGCUGUGUUCGCGCAUUGAGCAGUUGACGGUUUCUCUUCGAACAAAUGAAGCCGAACUCGUCCUUGUCGGAAUCUGCGAGGAGCUGUUAGGCAUUUUCGAGGAUAAUCCGGCAUUGACGGCAAACUUCAUGCUCGCGCAUGGCCUUCUACCUGUAUUGGAGAUCCUCGAGGUCUGCAAGCGACGUGAUUUGAUACAUCGAUUACUAAAUAUUCUGAACAUGGUCAUUGCCGAUGCCCCAGAAGCACAGGAGAACUUAUGCUUCGUGGGUGGUAUCUCGGUGAUCAAUAAGUUCUGCUCGAAGAAAUACGCAAAUGAUAUCCGACUUGAAGCGGCGUUGAUCGUGCAAUGCAUUAUGCAAACCUCGACGCUUUCUCUUCAGAUGUUUGUGAGUUGUCGCGGUUUGGAUGUCCUGGUGGGCUUUCUCGAAGAGGACUACGAGACACUUAAGGAGCUCGUAUGGAUUGGCGUUAACGGGAUUUGGAGCGUCUUUGAGCUGCAGGGCGCUACUCCGAAGAAUGACUUUUGCAGGAUCUUCGCAAAGAGCGGUGUUUUGGAUCCUCUUUCGUUGACAUUGCAGCACAUCUUGCAGGAGGAAGAUGAAUAUGCGCAGAUCUGCGCCGACAGGAUUGUGCACCUACUGUUACUCUUCAGUCAAGCAGACGCUUUCGUGAAGUCUUUGCUAGCUACGAGAACUGUCUUGCGACGUGUUAUGAGGUUGCUACCCGACCUCACGUCAACGCAGCUAGUCGUCAUACUCAAAGUCGUCAAAAACAUAUCGAUGGAUGAGCAUACUCUUGACAUGCUGCAGAACGCGAAUGCCAUUGAGAUCCUGACUGAAACGCUCAUCGCAAGCAAGGACAUCCCUCAAUACAAAGAGAUCUCAAACCAAAUCUUGAAUACCAUGUACAACCUCUGUCGCUUGAGCAAGACACGCCAAGAGGAAGCGGCACUGGCUGGUCUUGUACCCGUGCUCAUGAGAAUUGUUCAAGCAGAAAGGCCUCUCAAGCAAUUCGCUUUACCCAUCUUGUGCGACUUGGCACACGCUGGCAAGACUUGUCGGCGCAUUCUCUGGCAGCAUGAUGGGCUACAGUUCUAUCUGUCUUUACUGAGUGAUCCCUAUUGGAUGGUGAAUGGGUUGGACAGCAUUCUGAUCUGGUUUCAGGAUGAACCAAGUCGCGUGGAGGAGAUCCUGACAGCAGAUGAAACUAUCGAGUUCGUCGUUACGGCGUUUGCAACAUCAAAAGCCACUGCUUUCGAAAACAUACUGGAGCCUCUGCAACGGUUAUUGCGCCUGAGUGCCACGCUUGCGCAAGCACUUUCUCGGCCGCUUUUCAUAAGGAAGCUGCUGGAAAGACUACAACACAGCAAAGCCAUUGUGCGUUUGAGUUUAUUACGCAUUUUAAGAAGCCUGUGCGACGCUAGCCCUGACCCGCGCCGUCUUGUAUUGUUCUAUGGACUGCGUGAGGUCAUUGACAGACUAGCUGAGCAUGACAGUGCCGUCCUCGUUCGAGAGCUCGCCAAGGAGAUAUUGAACCAGCGAUGGAUGAGCCCAGAAGUCGCAAGUCGGUGCAGUAGCCCACUCAAGCACGACAGUACGAGAUACUUUGACGCCAAAGAAGUCAUUGGUAAUGUGGGACUUGACAGAUCCGCCCGACACAUCCCAUCUUUGCCGGACAACGAUGGGAGCGGUGGUACAUCAGUACGUUACGGGAGUGGUUUUAGGCGGCGUUGACAAAUGUUAUCUAUUUGCAUUCAAUGAUUCCAUUUAUCUACGAUGCAUGGGCGUUGUGAUACCCUCGUUCUUGAAGAGAAUAUUGUACAUACAGUCUAACCCUCUCACGCUCCCGUGACUUUCCUAACGUGGUUAGCGUCGUUCGAGGCUACAAAAUUCCCGGCGAGCCCAGGG
Saitoella complicata NRRL Y-17804 is the source of this 3971-nucleotide messenger RNA. RefSeq lists its product as uncharacterized. Gene Ontology annotation, molecular function: ATP binding; protein serine/threonine kinase activity. Gene Ontology annotation, cellular component: cytoplasm. The annotation marks the transcript as partial. Lineage: Eukaryota; Fungi; Ascomycota; Saitoellomycetes; Saitoellales; Saitoellaceae. The transcript has 3 exons. The record is from RefSeq and is a predicted model, not a curated record. Gene Ontology annotation, biological process: protein phosphorylation.